Molecule: messenger RNA, 6065 nt
Organism: Branchiostoma floridae (Florida lancelet)
Lineage: Eukaryota; Metazoa; Chordata; Leptocardii; Amphioxiformes; Branchiostomatidae
Product: neural cell adhesion molecule 1-like
Exons: 25
Coding region: 121-3546 (1141 amino acids)
Biological process (GO): homophilic cell-cell adhesion; regulation of apoptotic process; dendrite self-avoidance
Cellular component (GO): plasma membrane; axon
Molecular function (GO): cell-cell adhesion mediator activity
Source: RefSeq, a predicted model, not a curated record
UAUCAUUAUCGGGGACGCUAACUCGAGUGGGUAGUCCGCGUCUGCCUGCUCCUGGAAGAGCCGUUCCCGAGACAAGUCUCAUCUUUACCGUCUACAAACCACCUGCCGAUGUGACAAUAGAUGGCUUGCCUCUUACGAAAAUGUUGGCUGUUAGCAGUCGUUCUCCUCCUCUCUCCAUGGCUAGCGCAAGCAGAAGAAUUGAGCUUGGCAGCCAGUCUUGGCCUCGACCCAAACACGGUGAUACUUGACCCCUUCAAUCUAGAGCCGGAGGUUAGGCUGCCGUGUAGCUCACCAAGAGAAGCGCCGAUCACUUACAGUUGGAGAAAGGAUGGUCAACCGUUAGAUCUGAAUUCUCGACAACCACCAUACCAGAUGGAUGCCGGUGAAUUGAUCAUCAGGUUCCCAGAGAAGAGCAAAGAUGAAGGAUUUUAUGAGUGUGUGGCAUCAAACGCUCAUGGCGUGGUUAUCGCCAGGCAUGCUAAUUUGACAUUUGCUUAUUCAGACCCAUUUGACCCGGCUCCACGGCCAUCUGUAUCUGGGAGUCAAGGCGAAGGUGCGGUGCUCCAAUGCCAGAAACCAGUAUCAUUUCCAGGCCUUAUUUUCUUCUGGGUGGAAUCAGGCUCGCUGGCCCCAGCCUUCGCAAGUACCGACCAGCGAGUGUAUGCGUCCAUAAGGACAGGGGAUUUGUACUUCGCCCGUGCAGAACCAAACGAUUCGGAAGACUACCAAUGUCUGGUGCGACUGGCUUUAGGCGAGAAGUCUCCCUUACAACACCUGAGCCCAACAGUCUCAUUCUCGGUUACAGCUCAAACCCCACCUCAAUCGGCUCCCUUCUUGGUUCUUAACGAGGGAAACUCCAUUUCGUCCAUGGCCCAUGCCACCGUCCUGAUGGAGGGUUUCGCCUAUGGGAACCCCAUACCGACCUUGUCGUGGCGGCGUGUGGAUGCACAAGGCAAUGUAGUUGCUAUGCCGCCGGCCGCUAGACUGACAAUGGAAAACUUCAACAGAGCUUUGACCAUCACUGAUAUCGAGGAGGCAGACGCAGGCUUCUAUGAGGUCACCGCUACCAACAGUUUGGGGACACGAUCACAGAGAACUCAACUCAUUGUCAAUAGAAGACCCGUGUUUUCAAAGGGUUUGUCCCAUAACAACUACCACCUGCUUCUGGGGGAGACGGUGACGUGGGAAGUCGCCUGGGAGAGCUCAGGGGCUGUGGACGUCUUCUGGCUGCAUAACACUAUGACACUGACAGAAGGAGGCAGGUACAGGAUGACGGAAACGGGAAAUACAGCGACACUUCAAAUCCGCGACGUGACUCAUGAAGAUAGCGGCACCUAUCAGUGCACAAUAACAAACAUGUACGGCAGGAAAACAAGCACAAGCUUCGCAGAACUUCGCGCAGGAGCUCCAUCCUAUGUGAGACACAUUAGACUGACAGAAAGUGGGAGCAAUUACGCUGUGCUAAGCUGGGUCGUACCCCAAGGCUUUGACAGCGAUGACAUAGGCGGGUAUCAGGUGCGGGCCAUACCAAAGAGUGGAGGAGACACAAGGACCAUUGAUGUUGGUUCUACGGAGACAACAGCACGGAUUGAUGGUUUGAAUGGUGUCUCCGGUGGUUACACAUACCAGGUCCGUGCAAAGAAUGAUAAAGGCACAUGGGGUCCAUGGACAACAUUUGGAGCUCCAUCCUAUGUGAGAAACAUGAGACUGACAGAAAGUGGGGACGGUUACGCUGUGCUAGGCUGGGACGUACCCCAAGACUUUGACAGUAGUACAAUAGGCGGGUAUCAGGCGCAGGCCACCCGGAAGAGUGGAGGAGACACAAAGACCAUUGAUGUUGGUCCUGGGGAGACAACAGCUCGUGUUGAUGGGUUGAAUGGCAACUCAGAUGGUUACACAUACCGGGUUCGUGCAAAGAAUGAUGAAGGUGCAUGGGGUCCAUGGACAAAAUUUGGAGAGGACCGUGGCGGAUCUGGUGUCAGAACUACAGGAUCCACCAACACUCUGCUGGCCUGGCUACUCCCACUGCUAUUUGUGCUCCUGCUGUUGCUGAUCCUACUGUGUUGUUGCUGCUGCCUAUGGCUGGGGUUGUGUGGAAAAUACUGCCCCUGCUGCACCUGUUGGACAAGGUGUUUUGGAGGACGUGGUACCGGUAAAUCAAAACCAGGACCUGGAUAUAUCGGACCAGCAGACAUGGAUAAACACCACCGAGAGAUGCUGAAAUUGUACCGACCUGACGCUGUUAAACACGUGAAACGUCCUGACCGGGUAGCUAUGCACCUGUCCUCCACAAACGCACUUCCGGACAGCGUGAUCAAGAACAUCACCAAUCAGCAUACCCAAGACGGGUAUAACAGGAAGAUUGUGGACAGCCUGACAAUGUAUGGAGAUAAUGAGGCCUUCAAUGGAUACUGCACUGCACUGAGGAAGGAUAAGCUGUACUGGCUGGCAGACACCUUGGAAGGGCGAGGACUGUCUGUGUACCGCCGGGAGCAGCUGAUGCAGCAUCAGUCUGUCCUGGUGGAGAGGAUGGACCCUGACAUAACACUGGCCCAUCUCUCCAAACGGAAGGUGUUCACCAGUGCCAUGACUGAGUAUGUAGCGAGUGCACACUCUCGCGAAGAGCAGAACAGACGCAUCAUCCAUCUGCUACAGUCUCGUAAUGACGAUGAAUUCUCCGUGUUCCUCGAUGCUCUCCGACAGAAUCAAAGCCAGGCUCACCUUGUGGAACCUUUUAUUCUGUCGGGCCAGAAGAAGCAGCAGUCACAGGUGCAAUGGAACGGUGUUGGCAAGAAGACAAUCUCAACAGUGUCGACAGGUGAGAAGGAGGCCUUCAUCAGCCAGCAAAGUAAGCAAACAACCGUAAACGGGGGUCUGUAUUUCACUGACGACACUUCUGGAAUGGUCAAUGGACAAGUAGUGAGGCUGUCUGUGUACCGACGGGAGCAGCUGAUGCAGCAUCAGUCCAUCCUGGUGGAGAGGAUGGACCCUGACAUAACACUGGCCCAUCUCUCCAAACGGAAGGUGUUCACCAGUGCCAUGACUGAGUAUGUAGCGAGUGCACACUCUCGCGAGGAGAAGAACAGACGCAUCAUCCAUCUGCUACAGUCUCGUAAUGACGAUCAAUUCUCAGUGUUCCUUGACGCUCUCCGACAGAAUCAAAGCCAGGCUCACCUUGUGGAGCUUUUUAAUGAGAGAGAGAUCUUCAUCAACCAGCAAAGUAAGCAAACAACCAUAAACAAGGGUCUGUUCUUCAGUGACGCUUCCAUCAAGUCAGGUGCUUCUGCAAUGGUUCAGAUUGGACAACCAGUUAUCCUGGAGGUCAAUGGAGAAGUUGAUGAUGCCCGUUGGUUGCUGAAUGAUGGACCCCUGCCUCAAAACAAAGGCAUCCACGUCCGUACGUCCGGUCGGACCCAAGAGCUGAAGAUAGAUGCCAUGACCCCUGACCUGGCAGGCACCUACACCUGCCAAGGUACCACACCAGAAGGCGCCAAGCUGUCAUGUGAUAUCAACAUCACGUCUAUGGAAUCCCAAAUGACACUGUAACUGCAUUUAAGUUUGCAGGUAUUUGAUUUUGCAGUAUAGGGAGCAAAUAGAGUGUUUGCUGUUUUUUUUAAGUUCACAGUUAAAACAAUUUUAGGUCUAGGUGGGCAGAAGACAGAACAAGCAUUUUUGCAGUGAAGUCACUGGGAACACACUAAAAACACUGCAAAUAUUUCUGUAUUUACAGUAGUUACAUUUGUAAAUACUCUCAGGUUAAAAGAUAGACAAUUCUAGAGAAUCAUUCUGAUGCGACCGAUGCUUACACUGCAAAAUAUUGUACUAUCCAAAUAUUAAGUGUCCAGCAACCUCAUAGCUUCCUUGAUUACUAAUUCUCCUAUUAGGCUAAAACAUUAAUAAGAUAAAGCUUAAUAUCAUAAGGCCAGGUUUCUAGCCAGGAUUUUAUUUUAGCGUAAUGGUAUUAGGAGGAUGAUGUGGAAGGGUGGUCUUGGCCCUUCCACAGUGAGAUUUUGAAAAUGUAAAACAUCGGCAUGAUAACGGUAUGCAUGAGGGGACUUAGUGUAACUCUGUUAGCAACACGUGUAAUUUGAAGGACUUUUUAGUCAGUUUGUAGUGACACAUUAUAAUUUUUCAUACUUGAUUAGACAUUUUUCGACAAGUAAAUGAUAGCAAAGUAGCACUGUCCAGGUAGUUGAAAAUUAGCAUAGUGGACCUCAUUAAUUUUAGCGUGGUGGUGGCAAAUUAUAGCAUAAAUACAGUAUGUGUACUAGAUGGUGGAAGGAAAACAAUCGUUAUUUGUACUUUUAGUGUAGCCCUACAAUGUAGAUGGCUACUUUGGAAAACUUACUUUUUCAAUAUUAUUUGAUGAUUAGUAGAGAAGAGAUGUUAUAUUAUGGGUUAGAAGGUUUUAAGUUACCAUCAUGAUGUUGUAUUUCCUACAUUAUAAUUGACAGCAGGGUUCUCACCAGGAUUUGUUUACAUCAAAGGGGGCAUCUUAGCGCAGCAAAGCCAUGUGGCAAGUGGUUCAGGUGUGAGCACUGUACAGGGGUCUAGGGGCAUCCUCCCCCGUGAAUGUGACACACACCUACACCUAAGACCUCAUUCACUCUCAAAAAGAACAAGCAGAUUUAACAUGAUUCUGAUCAAAAUUUUGCUAUCCAAUUUAAAAAAUGCAUUCACACCCAUUUUCAGACAAUCCGAUUACUUGCACACAAUCCAAGCUGAUUGCGAUUCCCCACCUGGCCUUUGACCCCAUUCACACUCAAAAAAACAAGUGGAUGAUCUGGAUACAAAUUUUGCAAUCUGGUUUAAAAGAAUGUCUUCACUCUAACUUGUUUUCCAGGCAUCAUUGAUAGGCACAAAAAUAAGUAAUGUGAGCAAAGCUGUCAGUGUGGCGUGUUUUGGCUCCCGGACUACGCAAACUUUGACUCCUUGUACCUGGAUAGAAAACUUCCAACUGGGGGCAAAUUGGAACUUUACUAUUACACCUUGCGCAGAUGGAUUGCAAACGAGGAGUCGGAUCAGUAAAAAUCUAAGCCGACUAGAGUGUUCACAUUAAAAAAAAUGGAGAAUUGCAGUUUAAUCAGAUUGCACAUUUAUCUGCUUGCUUUUUUUUUAAUGCAAACGAGGUCUAAGGCCCUGUUGAUGAUGAAAAAAAUCAAACGUUUCCAUUUGGCCUGACAGCAAAUGGUUUGCAUUUUGCGUAACUUUGCGAUGCAAACUUGCACCCACGAGCAAACCGUUUCAGUUCCUUGAAAAGGCAUGGUAAUGCAUGGUGAUAUGACCUCUGAGCUGCUGAGGUUGUUGUGAUUCUGCACUUACUAAUGCAUAUUAUUGGUCUUUGAUCGGAACUGAACGAAUGUCUUGAGGAAGCCACGUUCCUUCAUGGCUUUGGAAAUGUCACUUUUUGCUGUGAUGCCACCAACUAUGAAUGCAAGUGUCGGAUGUAAUCCGAAUCUACACCGCUCCUGCGUUCAUGAUGACAAUUCGCAAUUUAGGAUAACUAGAAACCAUUAAAGAUCCACCUCGCAAGGAGGUUUAAAAAAUCGGUUUGGGCAUUCAGGAUGACAAAUUCAUCCGUUUCAGCUUGCCAAGGGGAUAGAAUUGCUUCAUUUUUUGCAUCAUGAAUGGGACACUUUUUCCUCAUUUUGAGGGCCACAUUUUAUGAAAUAAGGGCAACACAUUUAUUACAAAACAACAGAGAAGUCCUCUACACUGGUUGAAGCCAGGGGUUCAAAUCACAGUGUAGAUGAUGCAAGUCACAACAUAUAGCCACCCCCAUUGAUUAGCUGCACUGGCGAGAACCGUGGACAGAAUAUAAUUAAGUAUUAUAUAAAGAAGUUAUGUCUUUAUGAAUUUUUGUUAGCUUGAUAUGCUCCACAUAUUGUGGAUAGUAAAUAUUUUAAAAUGAUUAGGAGUUCAAGUCUUAGCAAGGUCUUAGGAACCCUUCAAAAUCUACCUAGAACUUUAAGUGAUUAACAUGCAUGGUAGUUGAUAAGGUGAAAUACUGUACUGUGUGACUUUUUCUCGUUUAUCUUUUUUUAAUAAAGGGGCAAAUUUGGUUA